CUGAAGCCGUUGGGCAUCCGGCUGACCCCGCAACGCUUGGCCAUCGCCGAGGUGGUGGUUAAUUCCGCCGACCAUCCGACGGUGCGGGAGAUAUUUGAACGUGUGCGGGACUUCUUCCCGUAUGUAACUCUGGCGACGGUUUAUUCCACGCUGGCGCUCCUGCAACAGGCCGGCAUCGUGCGGGAACUGCCCUUCCAGAAACAGUCGCGUUACGACGCCAACCUUUCGCCCCACGCCAACCUAGUGUGCCUGGGAUGUGGCGCCGUGGUGGACGCCGACGUAGGCCAGGAUAAGGUGGCCGAGCUGGAGCGUUCCGUAAGCCGCGAUACCCAGUUCCAGGUGUCGUCCCAGCGCGUGGAUUUCUACGGUUAUUGCGAAGGUUGCGCGCCGGUCAACUAA
Molecule: messenger RNA, 399 nt
Organism: Geodia barretti
Lineage: Eukaryota; Metazoa; Porifera; Demospongiae; Tetractinellida; Geodiidae
Source: the annotation of a GenBank genome assembly